AUGCCCCGCAAUCGUGUCGGGAUCGAGGUUGACUCGUUGCCACCAGCGCAUAAGCAGGAAGAUGAGCCUCACAUCGACAGCUCCCGCGAUUUGUUGGGUGGAUCCUUCUCCUCGACGCAGCUGAAGUCGACUGCUUCAGCGCCAUCACUCGAAGCUGCCAAGGCGCAACGGCAAAAGGAACUGCUGCGGAAGAAGAAAACCGAGCGACGUGCUCAUGCACAGCAGCGGGCUGCUGAGAAACAGCAGCGCCAGGAUGAGAAGAAGCAGGAACGCGAAAUGCUGUCGAUGAUGGACGAAGAUUUCCCCGCGGUGGACCCACCCAACGUGCUGGUCGAUACUUCCACUUCGACCCAAUCUUUGGCGUGUUUGGAGGUUGAACGCAAGGAUGAGGAAGCUGCAGCUAUGAAUCACGAUGCGGUCACCUUUGUGUCUGAGAAAGACCCCGUAAACUCGAGUUCCCCGCGAGCUGCUAAAGACGACGCUCCUUUGCCCCCGUUGAGUUACGGCUACGAUAUUCUAGCUGAUGCUUGCCCGCCCACUACAACUGAGACUAUGCCAAAAGUCACAAAAGGUUCUCCGCUAGCCAAGAACGCAAACGCUGCGGCUGCUACAAUCCAGAAAGCUCUGAAAAAGAAAUUCAAGAAGUGCAAGACGAUGUUUCGACAAUCUCCUCGGGUCUUCGCGGAAGAAGUGGUUGUUGCUCCAUCGUCGCCAGAAGAAACAGCGACUGAAGUCCCGGCGACUUGUGACGACGGAGCCUUAGAGACGGAGCUUGUUGGGCCUACUGUCGAGGCUUUGGGCGUUGAUAUUGUACGAAUUCCUGAUUCUCCCCAUGAAAAAACUCCUUCAUCUCCAAGACCCGAGCCCAUUGUGCCUCUUUUGACAUUACCACUGAAAGCACCAGGAACUCCGCCACCACUCUGGUUCCGCGUCUUCGUGCUCUUCUUGCUCGUGUUCAUCGAGCUCAACUUCAAGUCCAAGCUCAUCAGCGUCUGA
Molecule: messenger RNA, 996 nt
Organism: Phytophthora sojae
Lineage: Eukaryota; Oomycota; Peronosporomycetes; Peronosporales; Peronosporaceae
Exons: 2
Coding region: 1-996 (331 amino acids)
Source: RefSeq, a predicted model, not a curated record